AGGCUGUCACAUGCCAGGAACCUUGAAUUCAAUUUUCAGUUACUGCUACCUUCACCGAGAGAAGAGUUGCUGUUAAUGCUGAAUGAUAUUGUUGGAGCAGCACGGAUACUUUAUCUGAAUGAUGUAGAAAUUUAUUUCAUCGAGGAUGAUGAUUUUGGACCAUUCAGUCAAAUAAAUGAGCUCAAGUCCUUAAAUGCAGUACUUCAAAUACUGAAAUCUGUGAUUUCUGCUGCUAAUCCCAAUGAAAUGAAAGCUUUGAAUGUGUUGCAGAAUGAAACCAUUGCUAGGAUAAACUCAUUUGCAGAUCAGAAUAUUGAUGAAAUGGUCAUGAGGAAACAUGAUACAACUGCUGAAGAUUUACUUUUGAAGUGGGGUGAAAGUUGUGGUGCAAGAUCAAAAGUCACGGUUGCUU
Messenger RNA from Phalaenopsis equestris, 412 nucleotides. RefSeq lists its product as uncharacterized. The transcript has 2 exons. The record is from RefSeq and is a predicted model, not a curated record. NCBI's taxonomy places the organism in Eukaryota, Viridiplantae, Streptophyta, Magnoliopsida, Asparagales, Orchidaceae. The annotation marks the transcript as partial.